Messenger RNA from Fraxinus pennsylvanica, 558 nucleotides. The record is from the annotation of a GenBank genome assembly. NCBI's taxonomy places the organism in Eukaryota, Viridiplantae, Streptophyta, Magnoliopsida, Lamiales, Oleaceae.
AUGUCGAAAUUGAGUUUUCUUGAUAUGCAACACAACCUCUCAAAGAAGAAAUUCUUGCAGAAACCCUCAAGAAUGUUCUCUAGAGACAGACAAAACUCGGGUUUAUCGCCCAUUUACACGCCAACUUUAGAAGAGAUGAAGCAAGUAUUCGACAGAUUUGAUACCAACAAAGAUGGCAAGAUUUCGCAGGAGGAAUAUAAGGCGAUACUGAAAGCCAUUGGGAACGGAAAGCUCCUUACCAAAGAAGUGCAGAAGAUAUUCGAGGUUGCAGAUUUGGAUGGCGAUGGAUUCAUUGAUUUCAACGAGUUCAUGGAAGUGCAGAAGAAGGGAGGUGGAGUGAAGACAGUGGAUUUGCAGAGCGCAUUCCGCACAUUUGACAAGGAUGGGGACGGGAAAAUAACUGUCGAAGAAGUUUAUGAGUUACUGCGUAAGCUUGGGGAAAGGUGUAGCCUAAGAGACUGCAGUAGGAUGGUGAGAGCUGUGGAUACUAAUGGAGACGGUGUCAUUGAUUCAGAUGAGUUCAUGGCCAUGAUGAACCGUACUCUGAAUAUUCAAUAA